AUGUUCCCUUUUGGCCCAUGCGUGUAUUCGACACCCGUUCCCAGCAUAUUCGCAGGCUUUAUAGGGCCUACGGAGUUGGCAAAUAUUAUGCUGGACUUCUGCCUGUUCUUCACCAAUCGCAUUGAAGGACCUUAUCGAUCGUCCGCUGAGAUGAAGGUUCACGCGCUCAGUGUCUUCUACGAGUGGCUUCCUUCCUGCCCGUCCCCGGGCUUGCCCGAUCUGUCUGAGUACAACAUUUCCACGUUCGCCGUCCAGGCCCAGUUCAUUCACGAUGCGAUCGAAGUCCUCCAAGAUGAGGGCAGGCUUCAGCUGCAGUCCACGAUCAAGAUAGAAGGCGACGAAGACGGCCAGGUCACGUCUUGUGAGGCUUCCUCGGAUGCUCACCCCGAUCCCGACCGCGCUCGCCCCACCGUGGAACAGAUCAGACCACGAACCUCGUUCCGGAAGCAUGAUAUCGGUCCCUCCAAUAUCGCAGAGCCUUCUCUCCCACGGGAACCUUUCGGCCCCUCAAAAGAGCGGGCCGUUCAAUCAAACAUUUCUCGUGUUGGUGGCGUCAGUAGAACGGCUCAAGUCGGAGAGCGCAGGACUCGGGUUUCGGGGUUUCAUGGUCGCGAUCUCACUUCGGAUUCCUCCAGCGACAUCCGUGGUGACGAGGGCCACCGCUUACACGCUCGGUCUUCGUCCGUUGACCCGGUCGGCAUGCCAAAAGGUCGUGCCGUUCAAACAAAUACUGAGGGACUUCGCACCAUGGACUCGCACAGCAGGCCAGCGGACGCCCCUUUCCUUAACGUCCCACGACUAUUCGAACGGGCCGACCUUGACGUUCCAAAGGCUUUCGCGGCGGCACGAAAACUCAAAUACCCGCGCAUGAUGGGCAUACCGUACAUUAGCGACAGGAGCAAGUCUGUCAUGUAUGCUUGGCUCGGCCAGUCGCAGGGGAGUAAGGAUGUGCCCAUUUUCGAUCGUCAGAAUGCCUUCCGCUAUGAUAUGGGCAAGGAUGGCGUCGUGAUGCAAGCCUUCAUGAGAUAUUUGGAACAGGCCGGUCUGAAUGAGGUAGACUCCUACGUCUUGAGCAACGUGCUCAAGGACAACAGUAUUGCGACAGCUAAUGCGGUUAAUCUGGUCAAAGUAGGCGUCGCCGUGGAGUUCAGUUCCCAUGCAGGGUUUUACAACCAAGCCAAACCCUUCCUCGAUCAAUGCCACGCGUCCUUCAGCUCCGAGCACCGGUGCGGUCAGUGUCACGAGGAGUGGAUAUUCGUAUCUGCCCACAAGGUCGACCGUGACCAGUUGCAUCUGAAGAAGCAUAGCGCCUCUGGGCUUCGGGUUGAGCGAGUGAGGUGCCACAACCUCGGGUGCAACUACAUUAUGGACAAGCAGUGGCCGGAUUGGAAGAAUCACUUCAAGGGAAACGACUUCUUGCCGGACGAAGGCUAUAUAGGGGAGGAUGCCGUGGGUUGGACCUCCGACGAGCACACUCUGCUGCACGGCCUCACCGAUCCUGACGCGUGUCGGCUGCUACUCGAGUACUCAAUAUCCCCCUCCGACGUGGGUCUCAAUUCCGAUCGAAACAUGCCAAAUGUUGGCGAGCGCGACUUGCGGCGCAGUCUAAGGAGGAACGGCAGUAUGCAGCCAGGCUAUGAAGACACGUUCGCUAUUCUAUUUUCAUGA
This is a messenger RNA of Trematosphaeria pertusa, 1668 nucleotides long. RefSeq lists its product as uncharacterized. The coding region runs from base 1 to 1668 and encodes 555 amino acids. NCBI's taxonomy places the organism in Eukaryota, Fungi, Ascomycota, Dothideomycetes, Pleosporales, Trematosphaeriaceae. The record is from RefSeq and is a predicted model, not a curated record. The transcript is spliced from 4 exons.